AUGGCGUCCCGAAGGGUACCACUGUUCGUUGCACUUUGUUUUAUUACGAUAGUGGCACAGCAGUCAAUAGAGGCACUCGGCAGUGCCAGCGCUGGAGAGCCAACUGACACAAAAGCAGCGGAGACUCGUUGUCAAAUAUCAUCCGAAACAGCAUCGAGUGCAUCAGAGCCUGCCGCCGACCAACAGUCCUUUCUGACGGCUCGCAGUUCGUCUGUUUUGGAGAAUGAGGUUGCAGGACAAGGUGAUGUUGAGCCUCAGGAGAAAGACGGAAUUGCACAAGGCAGUGGCGCAGGCCAUCGGUUGCCACAAGGGAGCACUCGACGACGUGAUCAAGCAUUUGCGUACGGCGGAUACUACAGCUACGGAGCAGGGUUUCCAGGAUUCAUGCCUUAUGGCGGUUAUGGUAUUUUUGGCGGCUUUCCGAGGAUGCCUGGUUUCGGUUUCCUGUUCUGA
This is a messenger RNA of Neospora caninum, 453 nucleotides long. RefSeq lists its product as hypothetical. The transcript has a single exon. The record is from RefSeq and is a predicted model, not a curated record. Lineage: Eukaryota; Apicomplexa; Conoidasida; Eucoccidiorida; Sarcocystidae. The coding region runs from base 1 to 453 and encodes 150 amino acids.